UACACAUACCUCUACAUACACACUCCAUUUUCUCUCUCUAUCUCUAUUAUAUCUUCGAUUUAUGUGCCAUUUUGGUAUAUAAAUAUAUAAUCUUGCACACAAUAAGGUUAUACUUCCCAUCACCUUUUGUAUCAUUGCUAUCUUUGUUCUUCCUUCUGGUGUCUCUUCAGUGUAACAAAAAGUCUCUUUUUCAGUUAUAUUAAGUAAAAGAUGAUGCUUGCGGUGGAAGAUGUGUUAAGCGAACUCGCCGGAGAAGAAAGGAACGAGAGAGGAUUGCCACCUGGCUUCCGGUUUCACCCGACGGACGAAGAGCUCAUUACCUUCUACUUAGCUUCCAAAAUCUUCCAUGGUGGUCUCUCCGGCAUUCACAUUUCCGAAGUUGAUCUCAACCGCUGUGAACCUUGGGAGCUACCAGAAAUGGCGAAGAUGGGAGAGAGAGAGUGGUACUUUUAUAGUCUAAGGGACAGGAAAUAUCCGACAGGUUUGAGGACUAACAGAGCAACUACUGCUGGAUACUGGAAAGCUACCGGCAAAGAUAAGGAAGUCUUCUCCGGCGGAGGAGGACAGCUUGUUGGGAUGAAGAAGACGUUGGUGUUCUACAAAGGUAGGGCUCCACGUGGCCUCAAGACUAAGUGGGUCAUGCAUGAGUAUCGCCUCGAAAACGACCAUUCACACCGCCACACGUGUAAGGAGGAAUGGGUGAUUUGCAGAGUGUUCAAUAAAACAGGAGACAGAAAAAAUGUUGGAUUAAUCCAUAACCAAAUCAGCUACCUUCAUAACCAUUCACUCUCAACAACACAUCAUCAUCAUCAUGAAGCCUUACCUUUGCUUAUAGAACCUUCCAACAAAACCCUAACCAACUUCCCAUCACUACUCUACGAUGAUCCACACCAAAACUACAAUAAUAACAACUUCCUUCAUGGAUCAUCAGGCCACAACAUCGACGAGCUCAAAGCCUUAAUCAACCCUGUCGUCUCUCAGCUCAACGGUAUCAUCUUUCCUUCAGGGAACAACAACAACGACGAAGACGACUUCGACUUUAACCUCGGCGUGAAAACAGAGCAGUCUUCGAACGGUAACGAAAUUGACGUACGAGAUUACUUGGAGAACCCUCUGUUUCAGGAAGCGAGUUAUGGUCUGUUGGGUUUUUCGUCUUCUCCUGGACCUCUUCACAUGCUACUAGAUUCUCCAUGUCCUUUAGGAUUCCAGCUGUAGAAUCUUGGCCCUUGGAUUUUAUAUUUGGUCUUUUCUUAUUUUCACCUUCUGUAAAAUACAAAUUAUAUAAAUUAUUAUUCCUAAGAUCCAAAAUCUUUUGUCGAACAAAUUUCUUAAAAGUUAUGUGGCUGAUUGCUGUAGCCUUGCAGGUAAAAGCUAUUAUUGUGUUACAACUUUUGAUGAACUGUAUUUUGUGGGCGUUUCACUAUUCGAUGUGAUCUCA
This is a messenger RNA of Arabidopsis thaliana (thale cress), 1438 nucleotides long. It is a transcript of the gene CUC3, whose product is annotated as NAC (No Apical Meristem) domain transcriptional regulator superfamily protein. The record is from RefSeq and is marked reviewed. Gene Ontology annotation, cellular component: nucleus. Gene Ontology annotation, molecular function: DNA binding. The transcript has 3 exons. The coding region runs from base 211 to 1215 and encodes 334 amino acids. NCBI's taxonomy places the organism in Eukaryota, Viridiplantae, Streptophyta, Magnoliopsida, Brassicales, Brassicaceae. Gene Ontology annotation, biological process: regulation of DNA-templated transcription.